CAAUAACCCCGAUUGUGCAAACGAAAUGAAGCAGAACACACUAAAGAAUAUCUAAAUUAUAGAUUUUAAAAUAGAAGUGUGUCAUGUAUCUGCGUAUGAAGUAAACGGGUGACGCGGCACCGAUUUACUGAUAUAAAUACGUUGACACAAUCAAAUCCAUAGCAACGCUGUUUGAACGAAGUCUGAUACAAGUUUCACUAACGGUCUGAGAAAAAUUUGAAAAUGAGGGAAAUAGUACAUAUGCAAGCUGGUCAGUGUGGAAACCAAAUUGGAGCUAAGUUUUGGGAAGUUAUCUCAGAUGAACACGGUAUUGACCCCACAGGAACCUACCAUGGAGAUUCAGAUUUACAGCUAGAAAGAAUAAACGUCUACUACAAUGAAGCCACCGGUGGAAAAUAUGUGCCACGUGCAGUGUUGGUUGAUUUGGAGCCUGGAACCAUGGACUCUGUCAGAUCUGGACCAUUCGGUCAAAUCUUCAGACCAGACAACUUUGUUUUUGGACAGAGUGGUGCAGGAAACAACUGGGCCAAGGGACAUUACACAGAAGGUGCUGAACUUGUAGACUCUGUUCUUGAUGUAGUCAGGAAAGAGGCUGAAAGCUGUGAUUGUCUUCAGGGAUUCCAACUUACACACUCACUUGGAGGUGGAACCGGAUCAGGCAUGGGAACACUCCUCAUCUCAAAAAUUCGUGAAGAAUACCCAGACAGAAUCAUGCUCACAUUCUCAGUUGUACCAUCACCAAAAGUAUCAGACACAGUCGUUGAACCAUACAAUGCCACACUCUCUGUACAUCAACUGGUAGAAAACACAGAUGAAACAUACUGCAUUGACAAUGAAGCUCUAUACGAUAUUUGUUUCAGAACCCUCAAACUGACCACACCAACAUAUGGGGAUCUUAACCAUCUUGUCUCCGCAACAAUGUCCGGCGUAACAACAUGUCUCCGAUUCCCAGGUCAGUUGAACGCUGAUCUCCGUAAAUUGGCUGUCAACAUGGUACCAUUCCCACGUCUUCAUUUCUUCAUCCCAGGCUUUGCUCCUCUGACAUCACGUGGUAGCCAACAGUACAGAGCUUUAACUGUACCAGAACUUACCCAACAGAUGUUCGAUGCUAAGAACAUGAUGGCAGCUUGUGAUCCCCGUCACGGCAGAUACCUCACAGUUGCUUGCAUGUUCAGAGGACGUAUGUCAAUGAAGGAAGUUGAUGAACAGAUGUUGAACGUACAGAACAAGAACAGCAGCUACUUCGUUGAAUGGAUCCCCAACAACGUCAAGACAGCCGUCUGUGACAUUCCACCACGUGGUCUUAAGAUGUCCGCCACAUUUAUUGGUAACAGCACAGCCAUCCAGGAACUUUUCAAGCGUGUAUCUGAACAAUUCACCGCUAUGUUCAGGCGUAAGGCUUUCUUGCAUUGGUACACUGGUGAGGGUAUGGACGAGAUGGAAUUCACAGAAGCCGAAUCCAACAUGAAUGAUUUGGUAUCAGAAUAUCAACAAUACCAGGACGCAACAGCAGAAGAGGAAGGAGAGUUCGAGGAAGAGGAAGGAGAAGGAGAAGAAGCUUAAAUAAACACUAGAAAACAAAAUUUUAAUUCUACUGAAAGUGCCAUGUGUAAUUGAUAAGAUCGGAAAGAGACACUCAUAAAAACGAACGUUCUUCAUGUAGUUUUAAAUAUUAAUUAAAGUAAUAAUUGCAUUA
This is a messenger RNA of Mytilus trossulus (common blue mussel), 1696 nucleotides long. Its product is annotated as tubulin beta-4B chain-like. NCBI's taxonomy places the organism in Eukaryota, Metazoa, Mollusca, Bivalvia, Mytilida, Mytilidae. Gene Ontology annotation, molecular function: GTP binding; GTPase activity; structural constituent of cytoskeleton. The transcript is spliced from 4 exons. The coding region runs from base 223 to 1563 and encodes 446 amino acids. Gene Ontology annotation, biological process: mitotic cell cycle; microtubule cytoskeleton organization. Gene Ontology annotation, cellular component: microtubule; cytoplasm. The record is from RefSeq and is a predicted model, not a curated record.